UGUUUUGAUUCGAUAGGGUGGAUUGUCUAAACACAAGUUUACCUCACCAGCAAGACACUCCCAGAUAUCAAAGCACCUUGAAUUUAUUUUACACAAUGGUGCAGUCAAUCUGACAUGUCCAACUGAGAUGGGUAAAAUCUCUUGGGAGGUCGUUGGUAGUAGCGUAGUUGGAGCUCCCAUUGGCUUGCUGUGCCUGCUGUAUAUUGUAUGGGGAUACAGGAAGAAGACCCAAGUCAAGGACAAAGUUGUUCUUAUAACAGGCGCGACAUCUGGAUUAGGAAAAGCAUGUGCAAAGAUCUUCCUGCAAGCUGGCUGCAAUGUGAUCCUGGCGGGUAGGAGUGUUGACAAGCUGAAGGAGACUUCAGAUAGUCUCAGAACUGAGUUAGGAAAGAGUCUGGUGCAUGAUCCAAAGCUUCUGGUGAUGGAUCUGGAGGACGUGCCCAGUCUGGCCGGGAAGGUGAAGGACGCCCUGCGAUUCCAUGGUAGGGUGGACAUCCUGGUCAACAAUGCUGGCAUCAGCUACCGUGGUCAGAUUGAAGACACAGCUCUGGAGGUGGACCGGAAGGUCAUGUUGGUCAACUACUUCGGUCAAAUAGCCAUAACUAAAGCUCUCCUCCCUACCAUGCUGGAUCAAGGUGGCGGUUAUAUAGUCGGCAUCAGCAGUGUACAGGGGAAAUUCUCCAUUCCAUAUAGAUCAGCAUAUUCUGCAUCAAAGCAUGCAUUUCAGGCAUUUUUCGACUGUCUACGAGCUGAAGUUGCUGAUAGAAAUGUUAAAGUUAGCAUCAUCAGUCCAGGGUACAUGUGCACUAAUCUCUCCCAGAAUGCAGUCUGUUCUGAUGGAUCAAAACAUGGAGUGACAGAUCCCACAACAGCAUUAGGUAUGAGCCCUGAGUAUGUAGCGCGACGUGUACUCCAGGCCAUCGAGUUCAACCAGGCAGACGUCAUUCUGGCAACGCUCAUGCCAAAACUAGCCUACUACACCAGGGUCUUGUUUCCAAAAACAUAUUUCUCUUUGAUGAGGUCUCGUGCACGGAAACAGAAAAUAAACUAUUUGAAGAAUAAGUGAUUUGAAGUGUCUGUGUGAGGGGGCACUGUGUGAUUGGUUUGUCAGAAUAAGUUGUUGUUUGAGUGUGUUCAGUAGCCAGAUGUCAAUGUUUCAGUAGCCAAAGUGUCCUUGCUUAAGUAUUUUUUUUCACAUGGAGAUAUUAAAGAUUUUUUUGUCUUCAGUAUCAUGUGUGCUUUGGUCCAGCUGGAUGAGGGAGAUGAAUGGCUGAAGGACUUAAUUAAUGGGUCUCAAGUUGCUGUGCUGUGUGGAGACUGUUAGACUGAAAUCACAGGAUUUAAUGCACAAUUUAGCUCAAUUAUGAUUGAACAAAGUCAUAUUGUCUCAAGUUCUUAAGAAAAAUUAAAUGCGUUCGUACACAUCACUUUAGUUUUCAAUAAAAAUAAUUUAAAGAGACCUUUAAGAAAAAUGUGCCCAAGAUGCAUUUAAUUGUUUUCA
This is a messenger RNA of Haliotis rubra (blacklip abalone), 1501 nucleotides long. Its product is annotated as dehydrogenase/reductase SDR family member 7B-like. The record is from RefSeq and is a predicted model, not a curated record. The transcript is spliced from 7 exons. Gene Ontology annotation, cellular component: membrane. NCBI's taxonomy places the organism in Eukaryota, Metazoa, Mollusca, Gastropoda, Lepetellida, Haliotidae. Bases 128 to 1066 code for a protein of 312 amino acids.